CGCACCGCAGUGUUGACUCCGACUCCGCCUGAUACUCCGACAAGCACAAGUGAUAUGGAAAUAGAGGAGUUGAGUUCACACUGCAUUGUGGAAGGGGAGAACAAGGAAGAAGCAGACAUCCAAUCCCGACCUCGGAUACUGCUUGGAUGUUCACACAAACAUACACCAAAGCAAAAGCGUCCCUCCAAUCCCCUUCAAUCGAAACACCCACCCUCUUCUCACAAGAAACAGUCGACCACGAAGCGAAUCAGCGGUGGGAUACGGAAGGAGUCCCUACGCGCAAACACUCGAUGAUCACACGGUCGAUGAGACGGCACAGACGAAAUGCCCACACGCCGGACUAAGCUCUCCGAGGUUAAGGUCGAGAAAGCUAGGGAUGAUUGGUGGGAAGGAAACCAUAGGGGUGGAUGCAGCUUUCAAAUGCGACUCUCCAAGGCUCCUGUACCAGCACCCAAAAUGGAGCUCGAGGAUAUUGAUGACGGAGUUGAUGUUUCGAGGAGGGACAGCGCAUUCACAUAUGACAAUCCGUUCUAGAGUGGUAGCUCUCCUCCACCAGUCUUAGACUCUAGAGAAAAGAAGAGAAGGGGCUUAGGUGUUAGGCUAGCAAGGACCUGGCUAAACGGAAGAGCAGCUCCACGACAAGACGCCGGAUUGAAACACUAAGGGUGUGUUUGGCUCACGGAUGUGGGUGGGAAUGGAGAAGGCUGUACCACCAAAAGUUUAAGCCGAGUGUGAAUAGAGUGUUGAAUAGAGAGAACUGUUUUGCUCACUAAGGAAUAGAGGACUCUAUUCAAAUCGAAUGGAAUAGAAUGACUCUAUUCGCGAAUAGGCCUAACAAAAAAUGAAUAUGCA
Messenger RNA from Mollisia scopiformis, 852 nucleotides. RefSeq lists its product as uncharacterized. Lineage: Eukaryota; Fungi; Ascomycota; Leotiomycetes; Helotiales; Mollisiaceae. The coding region runs from base 325 to 534 and encodes 69 amino acids. The record is from RefSeq and is a predicted model, not a curated record. The transcript has a single exon.